GAAUGCGAAAAGCAGACGUCCUAGUCCCACCCAACCCUAUUUGUGCUCCCUGCUAACCUAUUCUGUAACUUUCAGAUUUCUCCAGCCCAUCAAGGAGCCUGACGUUUUUCUCCUCUGCUUCGAGGUCUGACUUCAGAAUGAGGGUCUGGGUCUUUUUCGUCUUGUGCCUGGCUGGCAAAGCACUAGCUGCCCCUCAACAGGAUGCUUUGCCAGAAGAGGAAGAGGUGAUAGAAGAUGUUCCAACAGAGGAGACCGUGGGAGUUAAUCCUGUGCAAGUUGAAGUUGGGGAGUUUGAUGAUGCAAUCAAUGAGGAGGAAGAGGAAGAGCCAUCUGAGAAUCCAUGUCUGAACCAUCAUUGCAAACAUGGCAAAGUUUGUGAAGUAGAUGAAAGCAACACCCCAAUGUGUGUGUGCCAAGACCCAUCUACCUGCCCAGCCACCGUAGGAGAGUUUGAGAAGGUCUGUGGCACAGACAACAAGACCUAUGAAUCUUCUUGCCAUUUCUUUGCAACCAAAUGCACCCUGGAAGGGACAAAAAAAGGCCACAAGCUGCAUCUGGAUUAUAUUGGACCAUGCAAAUACAUCGCUCCCUGCUUGGACAACGAGCUGAGCGAAUUCCCCAUGCGUAUGCGUGACUGGCUCAAGAAUGUUCUGGUCAGUCUCUAUGAGAGAGACGAGAACAACAACUUACUGAAUGAGAAGCAGAAACUGAGGGUGAAGAAGAUCCAUGAGAACGAGAAGCGCUUGGAAGCUGGAGACCACUCUAUGGAACUGCUGGCCCGUGACUUUGAGAAGAACUACAACAUGUACAUUUUCCCUGUACACUGGCAAUUUGGCCAGCUGGAUCAGCACCCCAUUGAUGGGUACCUUUCCCACACCGAGCUCUCUCCCCUUCGUGCCCCAUUGAUCCCCAUGGAACACUGCACCACCCGCUUUUUCGAUGAGUGCGACACUGACAACGAUAAAUACAUUGCCUUAGAAGAAUGGGGCAAUUGCUUUGGAAUCAAGGAACAGGACGUGGAUAAGGACAUGAUCGUCUAAGCAACACCGACGGGCUCUUGUCUGUAGAACUUUUAUUCGUGUCAUAUUUUAUUUUGUAUCUCCUCUUUUCACCCUUUAGUUUGGAAUAUUUGUCUAUCGGGGUUGGGCAGCAAAGGUGCUAACUUAGAAAAUGUUAUUAAUGGUGCUAAAAUGAACAAGUAACAGCAAAAGGAGGAAAAUCACAGCGUUGUCCCCACUAGCUCUGAAAUCCAAUGUCUGGCCAGUUUAAUGCUUAUCUUUUCCUUUCAUAGACUGUCCAACUCCUAGUGCCAUCUUCAUUCUAAAUCAGAGACUCUUCCUUUUUAAUCUGUUGUUGUUAUGUCUUCUGGAAAACAGAGUGUUAAAGCAGGACUUUAACCCCUUUGUCUGCUGGAGGUCCCCUCCAAGUGCUGGACUAGCCCUCUAGCAAUGAAGGGGUUAACCCCCGACUGGAUGCAGCGGGUAGGAGUUUGGAGGGAUUCCCAACAAGGAAGGUGGAGGAGAAGGGCUGUCCAGGGCCAAGGGGGUUCAGCCUGACCAAUAUUAGAAAACAGUUCUGCCACAAUGUCUCUAUAUUUUAUUUAGACAAUUCAGCCCAAGUUCCUCAAAAUGUCUGCGCACCUCUCCACUCAGAGAAUAAACAAUGAAAAA
Molecule: messenger RNA, 1670 nt
Organism: Xenopus laevis (African clawed frog)
Lineage: Eukaryota; Metazoa; Chordata; Amphibia; Anura; Pipidae
Gene: sparc.S
Product: secreted protein, acidic, cysteine-rich (osteonectin) S homeolog
Cellular component (GO): basement membrane; extracellular region
Molecular function (GO): extracellular matrix binding; collagen binding; calcium ion binding
Source: RefSeq, marked provisional